GAAAAGAGUAAUUUCUUCCCCUUCUACCUCAGGCAACACAGUUCCGCAUGUGGACACUACACCUGCUCUUAGUUUCUACCCCCCAGCAGGCUUUGCAGGUGUUGGGGAGCUGGUCAUAUGCUUCUACUGACAGUUGAGCCCCAACCAUGACCAGAGCUCAGAUACCUCAGACAAGUCCAGGGACAGUUUCUUCCAUGACGUGAUUAGCUGAACAGUACAGUACUUAGGCAGGAUAAAAGGCUGUGAGCUGAAGGGAGGAGGAUGGCAAUGGCUCUCAGGGUGACAGCAGAUGUGUGGCUGGCAAGACCCUGGCAGUGCCUGCACAGGACGAGGGCACUGGGCACUACGGCAACACUGGCCCCCAAGACACUGAAGCCCUUUGAAGCCAUACCACAAUACUCCAGGAACAAGUGGCUGAAGAUGAUACAGAUCCUGAGGGAGCAGGGCCAAGAGAACCUACACCUGGAGAUGCACCAGGCCUUCCAGGAGCUGGGGCCCAUUUUCAGGCACAGUGCAGGGGGAGCACAGAUUGUGUCUGUGAUGCUGCCUGAGGACGCUGAGAAGCUGCACCAGGUGGAGAGUAUCCUCCCGCGUCGGAUGCACCUGGAGCCGUGGGUGGCCCACAGGGAACUCCGUGGCCUGAGACGUGGUGUGUUCUUGCUAAAUGGGGCUGACUGGCGCUUCAACCGACUGAAACUGAACCCAAACGUGCUGUCACCAAAAGCUGUUCAAAAUUUUGUCCCCAUGGUGGACGAGGUAGCAAGGGACUUCUUGGAGGCCCUGAAAAAGAAGGUGCGUCAGAAUGCUCGAGGGAGCCUUACCAUGGAUGUCCAGCAAAGUCUCUUCAACUACACUAUAGAAGCCAACAGAUGUAUCUGGAAGGUGCACCAGGAACUCAGACUCGGCAGCUCUCAGACCUACAGUGGCAUUGUGGCAGCACUAAUAACUCAGGGAGCUUUACCUCUGGACGCCAUCAAAGCCAACUCUAUGGAGCUCACUGCUGGGAGCGUUGACACGACAGCAAUCCCCUUGGUAAUGACCCUUUUUGAGCUGGCUCGGAACCCAGAUGUUCAGCAGGCCCUGCGGCAGGAGACCCUGGCAGCUGAGGCCAGCAUCGCUGCUAAUCCCCAGAAGGCCAUGUCAGACCUGCCCUUGCUGCGGGCUGCCCUUAAAGAGACCUUGAGACUCUACCCUGUUGGUGGCUUUUUGGAGAGAAUCCUAAACUCAGACCUGGUGCUUCAGAACUAUCAUGUCCCUGCUGGGACGUUGGUCCUACUUUAUCUGUACUCCAUGGGCCGAAACCCUGCAGUGUUCCCAAGACCUGAGCGCUAUAUGCCUCAGCGCUGGCUGGAGAGGAAAAGGAGUUUCCAGCAUCUGGCCUUCGGCUUUGGGGUGCGCCAGUGCCUGGGGCGGCGCCUGGCAGAGGUGGAGAUGCUGCUCCUGCUUCACCAUAUGCUGAAAACCUUCCAGGUGGAGACACUGAGACAAGAGGAUGUGCAGAUGGCCUAUCGCUUUGUUUUGAUGCCCAGCUCUAGUCCUGUCCUCACUUUCCGGCCCGUCAGCUAGUCACCUUACAUCUGGGGCCCUAAUCAGUCCACCGGCCUACUUCUGUCCUGACGCCCAAGGUCACGCUUCUCUGCCAGCAGAAAUCUUGGGGGGGGGGAAGAGGUCACAUUGUCAUCAUUCAACACAACUGUACACAGUUUACAGCUGAAGACCUCCAGCAUCAGGUACAAGCAAGGCCAGGGAAGAGAUUAGGAGUAUCUUCAGGGCAAUAGGUAGUCUCUCCUGAGCGGUCUUCCCCAUUCUUUCCAACGGUCACUCCAGGUGGCCACGGCCUUCAAAGGGUCUCAGAGUAAAGCCAGAAGUAAUCUCCUCCUUAUGGAUCCAUUAUUUUGACAUGACCCACAAAAACAUUUUCACACACAGAUGGGUUUUUGGGGGGCAAAAGAUACAUAGAUGAUAGAUAUGAUAUAUGAUAUUGAUAGAUAGAUAGAUGAUAGAUAGAUAGAUAGAUAGAUAGAUAGAUAGAUAGAUAGAUAGAUGAUGGAUGACCAGUCAUUUAUGUCUGUGUUUUGUUUGAAGCCUUUCACAGUGGAGCUGGCACAUAUGAGUUGGUGACUCUACAGUGUUUUAAGAGUAGACACAGCUGCACUUGCUAAGGACUGGGUGGUUGUGGUAUCAGAGAUGCAGGCAGGAGGACCUGCUGGAACCCAGAUACUGUGUGAAGUCCCCACAGGGACGGUGGUCUUCCAUGAGGUCAAGGUGUUUCCUGACUUCUGCCAGUGCAUGCUGCUUGGGCAAAGGUAAUUCUCUUGACUUGUGAAAGUGGCCCAAAGCAUAAGAAUUUUUUCAGGUAUCCUUUCAGCUGCAAGUCGGUAGGGCGAAAAGUUUUGGCCAAGAACAACCACUUCACAGGAUCUCCUGUGCUCAGCACCAAAGCACAAAUCUACUGGAGAUGUGUGUGCCAAAUUCCAAGGUCUUAGGCCUUUGAGUGUGAGGCAGUAUAGAGUCAGGGCCUUUAAUGAUAUAAUUCGUGUGAAAUGAGAUUACUGGGUUGUGCCUACUCCAAUGCCCAGAGAGCACCCAAGAAGAGAGUGAGGUGCCAGGUCACAGAGACAGACCCCAUGUGGAAGACAGGAAGUCAGACUUCUGUAAGCCGAGGAAAGCAGUUGGAACUCCUGUAGUCUUGGCUCCAUCACUCAAUCACUUCCCUGGCUGUGAAAAAUAAACUUGUGUUGUUGAA
Molecule: messenger RNA, 2746 nt
Organism: Rattus norvegicus (Norway rat)
Lineage: Eukaryota; Metazoa; Chordata; Mammalia; Rodentia; Muridae
Source: RefSeq, a predicted model, not a curated record